Messenger RNA from Actinia tenebrosa (Australian red waratah sea anemone), 1109 nucleotides. RefSeq names its product melanopsin-A-like. Gene Ontology annotation, molecular function: G protein-coupled receptor activity. Gene Ontology annotation, cellular component: membrane. The record is from RefSeq and is a predicted model, not a curated record. Lineage: Eukaryota; Metazoa; Cnidaria; Anthozoa; Actiniaria; Actiniidae. Gene Ontology annotation, biological process: G protein-coupled receptor signaling pathway.
CUUAGAGUCUCACAUGUGCUUCCUAUCUUUCUUUCAGGUUUUGCACUCAUUUACCACCAGAAAUGCCUACCGAUCUCCUCGAGCUCCAUUACUACCAAGCCAUCUCUGUUUACUUUUCUGUGCUUUCUGUUUUGGCGUUUUUGCUCAACAGUGGUGUCGUGAUCAUUUUCUUAGGCAAUCGAUCAUUACUGACAUCAUCCAACUACUUAUAUCUAAGCAUGGCCUUUUCUGAUCUAUUGAGAGCCAUGGUAGUUCUGCCCGUUGCUGCGUACGCCAAUUACAAAUAUUGGUGGAUGGUUGAUAAACCUAUCUGUCAGUACUUUGCUUUUUCAUCAACACUUCUUGGACUAUCAUCUAUGGUCCACUUAGUGGCUUUAGCAUUACAAAGAUGGAUCGCUCUUAAAACGGCCGCAAUAAACGAAGUAGCAAAGAGAAAAAUGGCAUUAUUUGUGGCUGGCCUUUGGUUGUAUUCAUUCAUAUGGAGCGUGUGUCCUCUUGUAGGAUGGUCAUCGUUUGGGCCAGAGCUAGGCUAUUCUGGAUGCUCAAUCAACUGGCAUUCCUCUGUAACAAGUGACAAAGUAUUUAUUUUGUGCUUAUUUAUCCUCUUUUUCUUUAUACCAGUUGCCUUAUCAACGUUUUGCUACAUUAGCAUUUACAUCGUAGUACGAAAAAUGGCCAAGAAUGCUGUGCAAAGGUGGGGUAACGUCGCACGUCCGACGCAGGAAACGAUUCAAGCCAAAGCUAAAACGAUUAAGAUGUCACUGGUGAUGCUGGUCGCUUUUCUGGUAGCUUGGGGUCCGUAUGCUGUAGUAUCGAUGUACUCCAGUUUUACUUCAGCAACUAUUUCCCCUUUACUCUGUACUUUACCCUCACUAUUUGCCAAGUUGUCUUCAUCUUAUAACCCAAUCAUCUACUUCUUUAUGUUCUCUAAGUUCAGAAAGGCCGGGAAAAAGAUGCUUACAAAGUUAUUCGCAAUAUCCAACGUUUUUAUCAGUAGACAUUCAGUGGUAGUACUUCCUAUGCCAGCUCUUUCUCAACCAAAUAAGGGUCGCGUUGACAUCCAACUUGACUUAGCCAAUCCCAGCAAUUUACAACAUCAAAAACACUAA